Emiliania huxleyi CCMP1516 is the source of this 822-nucleotide messenger RNA. RefSeq lists its product as hypothetical. Gene Ontology annotation, molecular function: catalytic activity. The transcript is spliced from 3 exons. The record is from RefSeq and is a predicted model, not a curated record. The coding region runs from base 1 to 822 and encodes 273 amino acids. Gene Ontology annotation, biological process: carboxylic acid metabolic process. NCBI's taxonomy places the organism in Eukaryota, Haptophyta, Isochrysidales, Noelaerhabdaceae.
AUGCCAGCCGUCGUCAACGACCCCGCGGCGUGGGCGAAGCUCGUCGGCGCAGCGCGCUCGGGCAAGGAGGGCUUCUUCGCCUUCUACUCGUCGGUGGCUGACGCAAUCACCACCAACGUCUCCCUGAUGACGCUGCCGGUCGACGACCACGCGAUUGUGCGCGGCCACGCCGUCUUUGACACCUGCUCGCUCGCGGAGGGUCGGAUGUACCGCCUCCAGGUCCACCUCGACCGCCUUUUCGCCUCUGCGGCUUCGGCGCGGCUUCCUCUCCCCUUUGGCGGGGACGAGGCGGCGAACCGAGAAAGGAUCACCGAGAUUGUGCGCGCCACGUGCGUCGCGUCGGGCCGGCGGAGCUGCGACGUCCGCUUCUGGCUGACCGCCGGCACCGGCAACCUCGGCGUCACUCCCGCCGGCUGCACGCCCUCCCUCUACGUGCUCUGCUUUGGCGGUCUGCCACCACUGCCAGGCUCCGAGGAUGCGGACACGGUCGGCAUCUCGGAGGCGACUGUGCCGCUCAAGCCGGCCGCGCUCGCCGAGCUCAAGUCGAACAACUACCUGCUCAACGCGCUGUGCAUGCUCGCCGCCAAGGAGCGGGGAGGCACGUACGGCAUCGGCGCCGCCGCCACCAUCGCCGGCGUGCUCGAGUUUGGAGUCUUUCUUCUCGCCGGCGACACGCACGGCUACCCCGUCGUCCGGCUGGAUGGCGAGCAGAUCGGCGACGGGAGGCCGGGCCCGGUCUACGCGGCGCUCAAGCGGCUCCUCCUCGAAGACGCCGCCACCGGGAACGCGCACCACGAGCCGCUGCAGGCGGGCGGCGCGUAA